AUGGAAUUGAAGAAGAAGAAGAAGAAGAAGAAGAAGAAUCAUAAUAAAAGAGCUUUCAUUAUUUUCCGCUUUGCUCCACCGUCGCUCCUCUGCUUCCAUAUAGAUCCGUCCGGAAGCAGCAACGGAGUAGUGGCUGGAUCUGGGACGGGACUCAAGGAUCUGCCUUACAACAUCGGUGAUCCUUAUCCUUCUGCCUGGGGCUCCUGGAAUCACUUUCGUGGUACCUCCAAGGAUGAUGGAUCUCCAGUUUCAAUAUUUGCUCUUUCUGGGAACAGUGCUCAAGAUGGACAUUUGGCUGCUGGGAGAAAUGGUGUCAAGCGCCUUCGUACAGUGAGACAUCCAAAUAUACUUUCGUUUCUUCAUAGCACGGAGGUUGAAACGCAUGACGGUUCUACUUCCAAGGUUACGAUCUACAUUGUCACAGAGCCUGUUAUGCCGCUGUCCGAAAAGAUAAAGGAGCUAGGCUUGAAAGCCACACAGAGGGAUGAGUAUUUUGCACUGGGGCUACACCAGAUAGCUAAAGCUGUGAGCUUCCUGAACAAUGACUGCAAACUUGUGCAUGGAAAUGUCUGUCUGGCGAGUGUUGUUGUUACACCUACUUUGGACUGGAAACUCCAUGCUCUUGAUGUUCUAUCAGAGUUUGAUGGGAGCAAUGAAUCUGCAAGUGGACCUAUGCUGGUACUCUUCAUUCACUAUCGUUGUCUUAUUUAUGAACUCUUCUCGGGCUCUAAGCUGGGGAAAACAGAGGAGCUGCGUAACACUGUCGGCAUUCCAAAGUCUCUGCUUCCAGAUUAUCAGCGACUCCUAAGUUCCCUGCCAUCUCGCAGAUUGAACACCUCAAAACUUUUAGAAAAUGGCGAGUAUUUCCAAAAUAAGCUGGUGGACACCAUACAUUUUAUGGAUAUUCUUAACUUGAAAGACAGUGUUGAAAAAGAUACUUUCUUCCGCAAACUUCCAAAUGUUGCUGAACAGCUUCCUCGGGAGAUCGUGCUUAAGAAGCUUCUUCCUUUAUUAGCGUCUUCCCUUGAAUAUGGUUCAGCUGUUGCCCCUGCUUUAACUGCCUUACUUAAGAUGGGUUCAUGGUUAUCAACUGAAGAUUUCAGUGUCAAGGUACUGCCAACAAUAGUCAAGCUUUUUGCUUCUAAUGAUCGAGCUAUUAGAGUGUCUCUUUUGCAACAUGUUGAUCAAUUUGGAGAAUCAAUGUCAGGUCAAAUUGUUGAUGAGCAAGUAUACCCUCAUGUUGCUACGGGAUUUGCGGACACAUCUGCUUUUCUACGAGAGCUGACUCUUAAAUCGAUGCUCGUUUUAGCUCCAAAGCUUUCUCAGCGUACACUUUCCGGAUCCCUCUUAAAAUACCUUUCCAAAUUACAGGUGGAUGAAGAGCCUGCAAUCAGAACCAAUACCACUAUAUUACUCGGGAACAUUGCCACCUACCUUAAUGAAGGGACAAGGAAAAGAGUUUUGAUUAAUGCUUUUACAGUGCGUGCUCUGCGUGAUACAUUUCCACCUGCUCGAGGGGCAGGUAUUGUUGCAUUAUGUGCCACGAGUUCUACUUAUGACGACACUGAGAUAGCAACUAGGAUUCUUCCAAACAUUGUUGUGCUAACCAUUGAUCAAGACAGUGAGGUUCGAGCGAAGGCAUUUCAAGCUGUAGAACAGUUUCUUCAGAUACUGAAACAGAACUAUGAGAAGACAAACGCUGGAGAGACUGGAGCCACAGGAGGAGCCUCAGCCAUACCUGAAACUGCCGGUCUGAUCGGAUGGGCUAUGAGUUCUUUGACCCUCAAGGGUAAGCCAUUAGAGCAAGCGCCUCUUGCUUCUUCUUCUUCAGCACCAUCCCUAGCCUCUGCAGCCUCAAAUGCUGCAAGCAGCACAGCAACAGAGGCGCCAAGUGUCAAAGCCAGUCAUCACACACGUUCCAACUCGGACUUCACAGAUCAACCCGCACCACCAUCCCCAACAUCAACAGAUGGUUGGGGAGAUGUCGAGAAUGGCAUAAGCGAAGGUCAUGAUAGCGACAAAGACGGUUGGGAUCUCGAACCUCUCGAUGAACCAAAACCUUCCCCAGCUCUCUCAAACAUUCAAGCAGCUCAAAAACGACCUGUGUCUCAGCCCUCUAGACCUGCAGCUGCAAGCUCAAGACCAAAGAUUAGCACGGUGAAAUCAGCAGCGAAAUCCGAAGACGAUGAUUUGUGGGGAUCCAUAGCUGCUCCUCCGCCUGCAACGUCUUCAAGACCGUUGAACUUGAAGAAGACAGUGCAAUCUGAUGAUGAAGACCCUUGGGCUGCCAUCGCUGCUCCUAUACCAACCACCAGGGCAAAACCUUUGUCUUCUGGUCGUGGCCGAGCAGCCAAACCUGCAGCUCCCAAACUUGGUGCCCAACGCAUUAACCGAACCUCGUCUGGAAUGUGA
Messenger RNA from Thlaspi arvense, 2412 nucleotides. The record is from the annotation of a GenBank genome assembly. NCBI's taxonomy places the organism in Eukaryota, Viridiplantae, Streptophyta, Magnoliopsida, Brassicales, Brassicaceae.